AUGCCUUUUCCCUUCAGAUUGCUUUGUGAUCUCCUCGAGGGGCUCGAGAGAAAUGCCAGGAGGUCAUCGAGCAUCGACAGAAUCCGGGAAUACAGGGUCUUCGGUCUGCAAGAACGACAACUGGAAGGGGUUAUACAACGCGCACAGUGUCUUGGAUCAUCCCGAAUGAAGGAUCUUCAGAGAUGGAAAACCAGUGGCGGUUUAGACCUUGCGUCCUCCGUCGAGCGCGUGAUGGCUACAACAGACUGCGAAUCCAGAGCUGACCGAGAGGUAACUCUGGAAGAACUCGACGAUGUCCUCGAUCAGAUUGCAGCCUCAUCAUCGUUCUCGUCCGCUAGCCUACGGGAAAGAGUUACAACGAAGCAUGGCCGAUCAAUCCGUGCAGAUGACUUGCUUUCGAAAGUAUUCCGAGUCCUGCAGAGCUCGGAGACCAAAUGGAUGAUUCGCAUUAUAUCAAAGAAUUACAGCCCAGCCCGCGUUCCAGAGACGCUGGUAAUGAGCAGAUUUCAUUUUCUCCUGCCUGACCUCCUUCGCUUUCAAAAUUCAAUCCCAGCUGCUGUGGGGCUCCUAGACAGCCCGGCUAUCCGGCAUAUGCCCAUCCAGCCAGCGGUGGAUACUUGCGAUGAGCUAAAGGAAGUUGCCAGUAGGGAACUCGAGCCGCAGGCUGGGAUAAUGACGGCGCGUGCGACCUAUGAAAAAGCAAGGAGCAUCAGGCAUUGCUGCCAAUUGGCUGGGCCGAGACGGAUGAGCGUGGAGAGGAAGUACGAUGGAGAAUACUGUCAAAUCCAUAUCGACCUGAACAAAUCCGGAGCCGGCAUCAAGAUUUUCUCCAAGAGUGGGAGAGACUCAACCAGCGACCGCAUGGGAAUUCAUCGGGCACUGCGGGACAGCCUUGAGCUUGACACAGCAGGCUGCAAAAUCAAGAAGCGGUGUAUCCUGGAGGGCGAGCUGCUGGUAUGGAACGAUGACGAAGGGAGAAUCGAGCCUUUCCACAAAAUCCGCAGACAUGUGAAACGAUCGGGACGGUUUCUUGGAGCAGCUCUCGAUUCGCCCGUCGAAUCGAGCGAGCAUCUCAUGAUCAUGUUCUACGAUAUUCUAUUACUGGACGACAUCGUCUGCGGCUUAGAGACUCAUGAUGUACGGCGACGACGGCUUCAAUCUUUGGUCCGCUGCAUUCCGGGCCGGACCGACAUAGGAUCUCGCGAAGUAAUUGAAUUCUCGUCUUUCGACGCAGCGGAACGGCUCAGUGAGACAUUCGCUCGAGCCAUCACACAACGGUGGGAAGGAUUUGUGCUCAAAGGUUGCGACGACCCCUACUUCUCAUUCAACGGAAGCAAGCCAUUCAUCAAGCUCAAGAAAGAUUACAUUCCAGGCCUUGGUGACACCGCAGACUUCGCCAUUAUUGGGGGACGCCGCAACGCGAGAGAUGAGCAUGAGCUCGGCAUUGGUAGCCUAUGGUGGACGUCAUUCUAUAUCGGGUGCGUCGAAAAUAAGCACGAAGUCUGCCGCUUUAAUGCCAAGCCGAGAUUUCGCAUAAUCGAUACGGUCGACAGACAUGGCAUCUCGAAAGAAAACAUCACGUACCUCAACCGCCAUGGAUAUUUCACACGAGCACCAUUCGCCAAGUCUAUGCCCGAGUUCGAUGUCUUAUUCGAGCCCGCACGGAGGCUGCAGCCAGUGGAGCUAUUCAAGCAUCCGUUUAUUGUAGAAGUGGUUGGUGCUGGCUUCGACAAGCCCGCGAACGUUGGGUACUUUGCUCUGCGAUUUCCACGAGUGUUGAAGGUUCAUGAGGAUCGCUCGUUCAGGGAUACAAUCAGUUUUGGGGAGCUGCAGGAGAUGGCCCAAAGAUGCCUAGAGGUACCGGAUGGUCAAGGACCAGCUCUCCCAGUGACGACGCAGUUUCUGUCGCAGAUAUCUGUGAAGGCAGGCAAAGCAACCGACAACAGGAGAAGUUGAGGACGGCUGUUGAGUCCCAGUGCCUUGAUAAUAUUUCCCUCCGGGCAUCAAAGCGGAAGAUGGCUCCAGAGGUUGCCUUGUAUGGUAAUUCAACCGUCAAGCGAGCAAAGCAGGAGUAAACGAAAGAAUCGGUCAUGUGAAGAGAAAGUGUCGCGAACUUUGGGCUCUGG
Messenger RNA from Ilyonectria robusta, 2126 nucleotides. RefSeq lists its product as uncharacterized. Gene Ontology annotation, cellular component: DNA ligase IV complex. Gene Ontology annotation, biological process: double-strand break repair via nonhomologous end joining; nucleotide-excision repair, DNA gap filling; DNA recombination. The transcript has 3 exons. Gene Ontology annotation, molecular function: DNA binding; DNA ligase (ATP) activity; ATP binding. The record is from RefSeq and is a predicted model, not a curated record. The coding region runs from base 1 to 1956 and encodes 651 amino acids. NCBI's taxonomy places the organism in Eukaryota, Fungi, Ascomycota, Sordariomycetes, Hypocreales, Nectriaceae.